This is a messenger RNA of Microthlaspi erraticum, 519 nucleotides long. Lineage: Eukaryota; Viridiplantae; Streptophyta; Magnoliopsida; Brassicales; Brassicaceae. The record is from the annotation of a GenBank genome assembly.
AUGACGAUGAUUUAUCCACCGGUGGAUGAAACCGUCGCAUGUUAUCUGAAGAUGAUGAUCGAUAACAACGGAACCGAUUGGCCUAGCCACUUCCUCCGAAGCGAAGACGUCUACUGCGUGAAUCCACUGACGCAUUUCAAGACUCGAGAGCCUUUGAUCUUACACGACGGACGGUCCUUGUUCGUUAACCGGACGGACGGUUCUGGUAAAACCGAUGGAUGUGAAUUUGGUUGCUGGAGAGUCAUGGGUCGUGAUAAGCUAAUCAAGUCGGAGAAGAACAAGAAGAUUCUAGGGUUCAAGAAGGUUUUCAAGUUCUGCGAGAAGGAGGAACCAAGAUCGGUUUUUGGGUUUUGGGAAAAGGAGAAGAGACGAGUGAGAGAUAAGAGGGUUUGGGUGAUGGAAGAGUAUAGGCUUGCGAGUAAGUGGAAACAAGAUUACGUGAUCUGCAAGAUUCGGUUUCUCAAUCCAAAUCCAUUGGAGUUCUUGUUAGCCAACCAUAUCCGAGGUUACUAUAUAUGA